AUGGCACAAAAAAUUAUUAUGAAAAUUGAUGUACCAAUUAAUUUUGAUCCACAACAAUUACUUGAUUCAAUGUUAUUAUGUUCAGAAGAAGAUAAUAAUAAUAUAGAUGAUUCACUUAUGUUAAAAAUUCCAAUGUGGUUAGAACAUUCAAAAUUAUUGAAUUCAAUGGCUAAUUAUGUAUUGGAAAGUGAAACAAUAAUUUUUCCAAAACAACCAAUGUCAAAAAAUUUGGCCAAAAUUUCACCAAAAUUCUGUGCAGCACUUAUAUCACGUGGACAUUUUCAACGUGAUCAAACUGGUAAAGAUUAUCUUACUGAUUGGCUUAAAACACUUGCAAAUGAAAAUAUAACCGAUCUAAUAAUAAAACAAAUAAUGAACCAUUAA
Dermatophagoides pteronyssinus (European house dust mite) is the source of this 384-nucleotide messenger RNA. RefSeq lists its product as uncharacterized. NCBI's taxonomy places the organism in Eukaryota, Metazoa, Arthropoda, Arachnida, Sarcoptiformes, Pyroglyphidae. The record is from RefSeq and is a predicted model, not a curated record.